Molecule: messenger RNA, 932 nt
Organism: Brassica rapa (field mustard)
Lineage: Eukaryota; Viridiplantae; Streptophyta; Magnoliopsida; Brassicales; Brassicaceae
Product: protein RTE1-HOMOLOG
Biological process (GO): response to ethylene; regulation of ethylene-activated signaling pathway
Cellular component (GO): endoplasmic reticulum; Golgi apparatus
Source: RefSeq, a predicted model, not a curated record
AUCAUACUAGACCGAACGCUAUGUCGUCGUCAAUUUUCACAGGAGGGGUUACUUUAAACCAAGUAGCCAAACAUGUUCAUUAGCGAUCGUUCCUAAGAAAGGAAAAAGGCAGUGACGAAUCACUGGUCGCCGUUUCUGGCCUCAGCGAAGGAGAAUCUUUUGUAAGAUCGGAGCCUAUCAUCGUCGUCUCCUCUGCUUAAAUUGAAGAGAGAAUCGAAUAAGGAAGCGCACUUGGACUUGGAAUUUGGAAAAUGGGAGAGACAACAACAGAUUCAGAACAUGGCAUCAUGCUCGGUUUUGAAGAUCCCAUGAGGAUUGAUCCCAGAAGAGAUCGUUUCCCGUGCUGCAUCGUCUGGACACCUCUCCCCUUCAUUACAUGGCUGGUUCCCUUCAUCGGCCACGUUGGUAUUUGCAGAGAAGACGGUGUCAUCCUUGACUUCGCAGGGCCUAACUUCGUCUGUGUUGACAAUUUUGCUUUUGGAGCUGUGUCUCGUUACAUCCAAAUCAACAAGGCUAAGGAAUCAUCUCUUUCGUCCGGCUCAUGUUUGUUCAAUAGCGAGGAAGGAGACACUCAUGAGAAAGAGCCAACGUGGGAUGAUGCACUGAGGAAAGGCACGCAAGAGUACCAACACUAUUCGUAUAACAUAUUGACGUGCAACUGUCAUUCCUUUGUAGCCAACAACCUGAACCGUCUUGCGAUAAGAUCAGGUGGAUGGAACGUGGUGAAUCUCGCGGCGCUAGUGUUCCUCAAGGGACGUUGGGUGAGCAAAACUGCGAUGGUCAAGUCUUUACUGCCUACAGUUAUAAUCUACGCUAUAGGAAUGUUACUAGGUGGUUGGACAUUCUUAGCUUCCUGCUGUGUUCUAGCCUGUUUACUUACGGGUUGGUUCAUCAUGGGAACGUAUUGUUUCAAGAAACUGAUCCAGUUGUAG